This is a messenger RNA of Chenopodium quinoa (quinoa), 1057 nucleotides long. RefSeq names its product ABC transporter I family member 10, chloroplastic-like. Gene Ontology annotation, cellular component: membrane; chloroplast envelope. Gene Ontology annotation, biological process: transmembrane transport. NCBI's taxonomy places the organism in Eukaryota, Viridiplantae, Streptophyta, Magnoliopsida, Caryophyllales, Amaranthaceae. Gene Ontology annotation, molecular function: ATP hydrolysis activity; ATP binding. The transcript has 6 exons. Bases 112 to 903 code for a protein of 263 amino acids. The record is from RefSeq and is a predicted model, not a curated record.
AUUUCGAAAUGGAGGGACUAGUAUACUAGUAUAUAAUCAACAUUUAUUCAACAAGUUUUCAUAUAAAAUAAAGUUCCUUCAAGUGAGGUUGGUAAAAGCAGCCAUCCUCAAAUGAAUUUGCCCAUUCUCCUGCGCACCCCAGCACCUGUCCUUCCUCCUCUCAAGUGUACAGCAUUUAUCUCUAGAAACGUAAGUACUGAUCAGUAUGCUAUAUGGGGCCAAAACUUGAAUUUUUCCAUCAAAACCAAGCAAGGUGGAACCUUGCCAAUCCUUAAGAAUUGCUCAAUUCAGAUACCUUCUGGCCAAUUAUGGAUGCUUCUUGGACCUAAUGGGUGUGGCAAAUCUACCCUUCUGAAGAUAUUGGCUGGCCUCUUGAAAACAACUGAUGGGAGUGUUUAUGUUAAGAAGCCAAAAAGCUUUGUCUUUCAGAACCCAGAUCAUCAGGUAGUGAUGCCUACUGUGGAAGCUGAUGUUGCAUUUGGUCUUGGUAAAUUUGAUUUGACCUACGAAGAAGUUAAAUCAAGAGUUGGGAAAGCUUUGGAUGCUGUGGGCAUGUCCGAAUAUUCACAAAGGCCAGUUCAAACUCUUAGUGGUGGACAGAAACAGAGGGUUGCAAUCGCAGGAGCAUUAGCUGAAGCAUGCAAAGUACUGUUGUUGGACGAGCUCACAACAUUUCUGGAUGAAAGUGAUCAGAUUGGAGUUGUAAAAGCAGUGAAGAAUUCCCUGACAAGCUCCGGAGAAGUAACGGCAUUGUGGGUAACCCAUCGUUUGGAAGAACUUGAAUAUGCAGAUGGUGCAGUAUACAUGGAAGAUGGGAGAGUUGUGAUGGAUGGUGAUCCUUCUUCAAUCUUGGAUUUUAUUAAUAGACAGCAAGCCUUGUACAUUAAUCAAAUAAAUUCCUGAUUGGCACUCCGUACAUGUUAGAUUGAUUGCGUUGUAGACUUGCAGUAGUGUUGUCCGUUUCUACGUGUCUAAUAUCUACGGUGUUUUGCUGCUGGUAUUAACAAAUGUAUUGCACAUUGCUUUUGAGAACAAAAAGAUGAUUUUUCGUUUAAAA